Heterocephalus glaber (naked mole-rat) is the source of this 20930-nucleotide messenger RNA. The record is from RefSeq and is a predicted model, not a curated record. NCBI's taxonomy places the organism in Eukaryota, Metazoa, Chordata, Mammalia, Rodentia, Bathyergidae.
AUGGCUGGCAUGUCGCAGAGUCCACCCAGCAUGUACUGGUGUGUGGGCCCAGAGGGAUCAACUUUGAGUCCAGAACGCACCAUGGAGACCCAAAGUGGUGCCAGGGACAUGGGCAGCAAGCUGUCCACGCCAGGUGGGGACUCCACAGCACCUCGGUCCCCCAGGAUGGAGGGCAUUUACACCGCAUACAAACAGGGAGACCUCAGCAGGGCUCGAGACCUGCUCAGGCAGGCCUGUGAGGACAGCACAUCCCAGCUGGAAAAGGGUCAGCUCCUGAGCAUCUCAGCGGCCCAUGGGGAUCUAGAGACGGUCCGGUAUCUACUCACCGAGAAACGGGUGGAGCUGUCCACGGAGCCCACUGAUGACAAUGCAGCCGUCGUGGCUGCACAUUUUGGGCACACGGAAGUUGUGCAGGAGCUGCUUGAGUCCUUGUCAGGUCCCUCCAGCCCGCAGCGCCUGCUGAACUGGAUGCUGGCCUUGGCUUGCCAGCGAGGGCACCUGGGCGUCGUGAAGCUCCUGGUCCUGACGCACGGGGCCGACCCGCAGAGCUACGCGGUGCGGAGGAACGAGUUCCCGGUCAUCGUGCGCCUGCCGCUCUACGCCGCCAUCAAGGCAGGGAAUGAAGACAUUGCCAUAUUCCUGCUUCGGCACGGGGCGUUUUUCUGCUCCUAUAUCCUCCUGGACAGUCCUGACCCCAGCCGGCAUCUGCUCAGGAAGUAUUUCAUUGAAGCCAGCGUCCUGCCCGGCAGCCGUGCGGGGAAAACCCCACUGCGUGUGAAAUGGUCCCAUCUCAGGUUGCCCUGGGUGAAUCUCGACUGGCUCAUAGACAUCUCCUGCCAGAUCACAGAGCUCGAUCUUUCUGCCAACUGCCUGGCUUCCCUCCCCUCCGUCAUCCCCUGGGGACUCAUCAACCUCCAGAAGCUGAACCUCUCAGACAACCAGCUGGGAGAGCUGCCCAGUGUGCAGUCAUCGGACGAGAUCAUCUGCUCCAGGCUGCUUGACAUUGAUAUUUCCAGCAACAAGUUGUCCCACCUCCCGCCUGGAUUCUUGCACCUCUCAAAACUUCAAAAACUGACAGCAUCUAAAAAUUAUUUAGAAAAAUUGUUCGAAGAAGAAAGUGCCACCAACUGGAUUGGUCUUCGGAAGCUACAGGAACUUGACAUAUCUGACAAUAAACUGACAGAACUCCCUGCUGUUUUCCUGCAUUCUUUCAAAUCGCUCAGCUGCCUGAAUGUCUCCAGAAACAGUCUGAAGGUGUUCCCAGACCCCUGGGCCUGCCCCUUGAAAUGUUGUAAAGCAUCCAAAAAUGCCCUGGAAUCUCUGCCAGACAAAAUGUGUAUCUUUUGGAAAAGCCACCUUAAGGAUGUGGAUUUUUCAGAAAACGCACUGAAAGAAGUUCCCAUAGGACUUUUCCAGCUUGAUGCCCUCAUGUUCUUGAGGAUACAGGGAAACCAGCUGGUGGCCCUGCCUCCUCCAGAGAAGUGGACCUGCAGACAGCUCAAAACCCUGGACCUCUCCAGAAACCAAUUUGGCAAAAGUGAAGAUGGACUUAAAACAAAGCGCAUUUCCUUUUUCACCACCAGAGGCCGCCAGCGUUCAGGGUCAGAGCCAGGGUGCGUGCUGGAAUUUCCAACCUUCUUGAGUGAGUCUUUAGAAGUCCUGUGUCUGAAUGACAAUCACCUGGAUGCAGUCCCGCCCUCGGUUUGCCUGCUGAAGAGCUUAUCGGAGCUCUACUUGGGAAACAACCCUGGCCUCCGAGAGCUCCCUUCUGAGCUGGGGCAGCUGAGCAACCUCUGGCAGCUGGACGUGGAAGACUUGAGCAUCAGCAACGUGCCUGCGGAGAUCAGGAAAGAAGGCCCCAAAGCAAUGCUGUCUUUCCUGCGGGCUCAGCUGCGGAGAGCAGAGAAGUGCAAGGUGAUGAAGAUGAUCGUCGUGGGUCCCCCGCGCCAGGGCAAGUCCACCCUCCUGGAGAUCUUGCAGAGCGGCAGGGCCUCCCAGGUGGCGCACAGCGAGGCCACCAUCCGGACGACCAAGUGGGAGCUCCAGAGGCCGGCAGGCUCCAAAGCCAAGGUUGAGUCCGUGGAAUUCAACGUGUGGGACAUCGGGGGCCCUGCCAGCAUGGCCACCGUCAACCAGUGCUUCUUCACGGACAAGGCCCUGUACGUGGUGGUCUGGAACCUGGCGCUGGGAGAGGAGGCUCUGGCCAGCCUGCAGUUCUGGCUGCUCAGCAUCGAGGCCAAGGCCCCCAAUGCAGUGGUGCUGGUGGUCGGAACACACCUGGACUUAAUUGAAGCCAAAUUCCGAGUAGAGAGAAUUGCAACUCUUCGCGCCUACGUGCUGGCCCUGUGCCGCUCACCCUCGGGGUCCAGAGCCACUGGCUUCCCGGACAUCACUUUCAAACACUUACAUGAGAUCUCCUGCAAGAGCCUAGAAGGCCAGGAGGGGCUACGGCAGCUGAUCUUCCAUGUCACAUGCAACAUGAAGGACGUGGGCAGCACCAUCGGCUGCCAGCGGCUUGCGGGGAGGCUGAUCCCCAGGAGCUACCUGAGCCUGCAGGAGGCCGUGCUGGCAGAGCAGCACCGCCGCAGCCAGGGAGACGACGUGCAAUACCUGACGGACAGGCAGCUGGAGCAGCUGGUGGGGCAGACGCCCGGCAACGACAUCAAAGACUACGAGGACCUGCAGUCUGCCAUCAACUUCCUCAUAGAAACUGGGACGCUCCUGCACUUCCCCGACACCAGCCACGGCCUGCGGAACCUUUACUUCCUCGACCCCAUUUGGCUGUCCGAGUGUCUGCAGAGGAUCUUCAACAUUAAGGGCUCUCGCUCGGUAGCCAAGAACGGGGUGAUCCGAGCGGAGGACCUCAGGAUGCUGCUGGUGGGGACAGGCUUCACAAAGCAGACUGAGGAGCAGUACUUCCAGUUCCUGGCCAAGUUUGAGAUCGCCCUGCCUGUCGCCAAUGACAGCUACCUCCUGCCACACCUCCUUCCAUCCAAACCCGGCCUGGACAUGCACGGCACGCGACAUCCUGCAGCCAACACUAUCCAGAGGGUGUUCAAGAUGAGCUUUGUGCCGGUCGGCUUCUGGCAAAGGUUCAUCGCGCGGAUGCUGAUCAGCUUGGCUGAAAUGGAUCUGCAGCUUUUUGAGAACAAGAAGAAUACUAAAAGCAGAAACAGGAAAGUCACCAUUUACAGUUUUACAGGGAACCAGAGAAACCGCUGCAGCACAUUCAGAGUGAAGAGGAACCAGACCAUCUACUGGCAGGAAGGGCUCCUGGUCACUUUCGAUGGGGGCUACCUCAGUGUGGAAUCUUCCGAUGUGAACUGGAAAAAGAAAAAGAGUGGAGGGAUUAAAAUCAUUUGCCAGUCAGAAAUGAGGGACUUCUCAGCGAUGGCGUUUAUCACGGAUCAUGUGAAUUCUCUGAUCGAUCAGUGGUUUCCUGCCCUGACGGCCACGGAAAGUGACGGGACCCCACUCAUGGAGCAGUACGUGCCCUGCCCUGUGUGCGAGACAUCCUGGGUGCAGCACGCUGACCCCAGUGAGAAGUCGGAGGGCGUGCAGUACUUCGACAUGGAAGACUGCGUGCUGACAGCCAUCGAGCGGGACUUCAUCUCCUGCCCCAGACACCCGGACCUCCCAGUCCCGCUCCAGGAGCUGGUCCCCGAGCUGUUCAUGACCGACUUUCCGGCCAGGCUUUUCCUGGAGAACAGCAAGCUGGAGCACAGCGAGGAUGAGAGCAGCAUCCUGGGCCAGGGUGGCAGCGGCACCGUCAUCUACCGCGCCCGGUACCAGGGCCAGCCCGUGGCUGUGAAGCGAUUCCACAUCAAGAAAUUCAAGAAUUUCGCUAAUGCACCCGCAGACACCAUGCUGAGGCACCUGCGGGCCACGGACGCCAUGAAGAACUUCUCGGAGUUCCGGCAAGAGGCCAGCAUGCUGCAUGCCCUGCACCACCCAUGCAUCGUGGCACUCGUCGGCAUUAGCAUCCACCCACUCUGUUUUGCCCUGGAGCUUGCCCCGCUCAGCAGCCUCAACACCGUGCUGUCUGAGAAUGCCAGAGAUUCUUCCUUCAUGCCCCUGGGACACAUGCUAACCCAAAAAAUAGCCUACCAGAUUGCCUCAGGCUUGGCUUAUCUGCACAAGAAGAACAUCAUCUUUUGUGACCUGAAGUCGGACAACAUUCUCGUGUGGUCCCUGGAUGUCAAGGAGCACAUCAACAUCAAGCUGUCAGACUACGGGAUCUCGAGGCAGUCCUUUCAUGAGGGCGCCCUGGGUGUGGAGGGCACGCCCGGCUACCAGGCCCCGGAGAUCAGGCCUCGGAUUGUGUAUGAUGAGAAGGUAGACAUGUUCUCCUAUGGAAUGGUGCUCUACGAGUUGCUGUCAGGACAGCGCCCUGCGCUGGGUCACCACCAGCUUCAGAUUGCCAAGAAGCUGUCCAAAGGCAUCCGCCCCCUUCUGGGGCAGCCAGAGGAGGUGCAGUUCCACCGACUCCAGGUGCUCAUGACGGAGUGCUGGGACACGAAGCCCGAGAAGCGCCCGCUGGCCCUGUCCGUGGUGAGCCAGAUGAAGGACCCAACCUUCGCCACCUUCAUGUACCUGCUGCCCUGUGGGAGGCAGACAGCCUUCUUCUCCUCCCAGGGCCAAGCCUACACGGUGGUGUUUUGGGACGGGAAAGAGGAAUCCAGGAAUUACACGGUGGUGAACACGGAGAAGGGGCUUCUGGAAGUGCAGAGGAUGGCCUGUGCCGGCAUGAAGCUGAGCUGCCAGAUCAAGGUCCAGAGCUCGCUGUGGACGGCCACCGAGGACCAGAAGAUCUACAUCUACAGCCUCAAGGGCAUGUGCCCCCUGAACGCGCCCCAGCAGGCCUUGGACACUCCAGCUGUCGUCACCUGCUUCUUGGCGGUUCCUGUUAUUAAGAAGAACUCCUUCCUGGUGCUGGCAGGCCUGGCUGAUGGGCUCGUGGCCGUGUUCCCGGUGGUGCGGGGCGUCCCGAGGGAGAGUUGCUCCUACCUGUGCUCACACACAGCCAAUAGGUCCAAGUUCGGCAUCCCAGACGACGAUGCGCGGCAGAACCCCUACGCGGUGAAGGCCAUGGAGGUGGUCAACAGCGGGUCAGAGGUCUGGUACAGCAACGGGCCAGGCCUCCUCGUCAUCGACUGCGCAGCCCUGGACAUCAGCAGGCGGCUGGAGCCCUACACCACCCCCUCGGCCAUCACAUCGGUCGUGUGCAGCUCGGACUGCAGAGGGGAGGAAGUCGUCUGGUGCUUGGAUGACAAGACCAACUCCCUGGUGAUGUACCAUUCGGCUACCUACCAGCUGUGUGCCCGGUACUCCUGCGGGGACCCCAGCCCCCUCAGGGACAUGUUCCCCGUGCGGCCCUCAGGUCCAGAAGCGCUGCAUAGCCACACAGCCAGCCCACAGGAGCCCGAGGGAGACUGCAUCGCAGAUGUGAGCAUCAUGUACAGUGAGGAGCUGGGCACACAGAUCUUGACCCACCAGGACUCACUGACUGACUAUUGCUCCAUGUCCUCCUACUCCUCGUCCCCACCCUCCAGCCUGCUCAGCCCACCAGCCAGCAGUCCCAGCAUGCCUUUCUCCACAGACUGCGAGGACCCGGAGCGGCUGCAGGAGCCCAGCGCCACCUCGGGCAGGUCUGAGCAUGACCUGACCCCCAUGGAUGGGGAGCCGCUCAGCCAGCACCUGCAGGCCGUGAAGGUCCUCGCCGUCAGAGACCUCAUCUGGGUUCCCAGGCAUGGCGGAGAUAUUAUCGUCAUUGGCCUGGAGAAGGAUUCGGGUGCCCAGCGGGGCCGAGUCAUCGCUGUCUUAAAAGCCCGAGAACUGACUCCACAUGGGCUGCUGGUGGAUGCAGCUGUGGUGGCAAAGGACACCGUGGUGUGUGGCUUUGAGAACGAAAACACAGAGUGGUGCCUGGCUGUCUGGAGGGGCUGGGGCGCCAGGGACUUUGACAUUUUCUACCAUUCCUGCGAAGAGCUCGGCCGGCUGGAGGCCUGCGCGCGCAAGAGAAGGUAAUUCCUGCCGAAGAAGCCUGGUGUGGCCCGGCUGGCCGGGACUGCAGCCUCCCGGCCCGCUGCAGUCUCCGGGGACCCAGAAGUCUAGGGGUUUUCCUCCUAACCCCGACCUGCUAAGAAGUGCCGAGAAGUUACCUGCCUGGUGGCGCGGGUGUGGAGUUCUCAGGUUCUGCAGGGCACUUACCCAAGCACUCCGCCUUCCUGUUGCUGGUUUACAGCCUAAGGGAACGCAGUGGGGUCCUCGAGAGGCACCUCCCCGCCUUCCAUGGGCUCUAGGAGCAAGGGAGGGGGACCCCAUUGUGGGCUGGGUCCCCCAAAAGGAGGCAGGUCCUCCUUGGCAUAGUGGAGCUGCCCGUGGGGUUUUCAGCCCCCGUCUCAGAUGGAAUUACACUAGAGACUCAGGUGAGGAGCAGUUUGGGCAGGGCAGGAGGAGGGCUGGACCCCUGCCCCUUCCCCAACACCCCAGCCUCUCAGCCCAUUUCACAAGCUCCAGAGUCCCCAGAGUGGGGCCCGGGUCGGGCAAGCCGAGAUCAGGUAUCUCCGCUCAGCGAAGUCUGUGUGGGAAACCCCACUCAGGAUGCUGGGCGAGGACUGUCACCCAACCCGGGGAAUGAAUGAGCUCCUUCAAGUGCCACAGCCGGGAAGCCCAGUAUGAGAGGGCCACUCACCUUCAUUUUUCUCCCACCAACAAAGGGAAAGGGAAACCCCAUCUGCGGGCCUAGAGAAAGGGCCAUGUGUUUAUAGCCUGGUAAAAUAACUUGGACGCAGCUGGAGCACAAUCCCUAUUUGUUUGAACAUCAUAAUCUUGUUUAUCACUUUAACAGAAUAAGUAAUAUCUCAGCAGUCACCUCUGGUUGUGAAAUCACAUUGUAGGGGGCUUAUACCAAAUCAUGGAUUUGCUAAACAUUUACUGCACAUGUGGAUGGCAGACUGUGAAAAAUGAAGUUGUUCACAGGGGACGGAUGGGCACAACAGCAACAUUUGUAUAAAUGGUGUGCAUGCACACACACACAUGCACAGGCAGCCACAUCUUCGCCCAGAGUGAUUAUUUAAGGCUGCUUGAUCCAGGACGGGGAGUUUGGAUGUAAGAGCAAACUCUGCCUCAAGUUCUUGAAACUGCUAAAAUUAAAUUAUAAAGAUCAAACGUGGGAUUUGCUGGGGUGUGCAGGCAGAUGUGAGUCCUUGUAUCUGAAAAUAAACAGACUCUCAAGAAUGCAGCUGUGGACUCAGUCUCUUGAGUGCUGUGACAGCAGUGCAGGCUCAGGCCUUCUCGGGCAGGAGUGGGCGCCCCUUCUCAGCCCACUGCUGACAGCCUGCAGCUGCCCCUGGCAGUUCGUUUGCCACAGGCUUGGGGUCCCCACUUCCUUUUCUGAGCCUGGGCCCCAAGUCCUGGGGGUGGAAAGUCUGUGCCUCUCACCCACCUCACCACCUUCUCCCACGCUGCUCCCCAGCAGGGCCUUGGGGAUCUCUGCUCUCUACCUAUGCCCAUACCCCAAGCUGUCCACUUGCCCCCCAAAGGCAGUCCAGGUCCUGUCCGACCCUCAGUCAUCUAUGCCCUGUGUCACAGACCUGCAGCCUGGCAGCUUUGCAGACACUGAGGCUCUCCCACAGCCUAGCCCUCUUGCUCCUGCCCAUGGGCUCAGCUCUGCCCUGGCCUGGGCCCCUGGGAUGAGAGCCCUACAGAGCCGGAGGAGCAGACUUCUUCACACCAUGCUUCAAAACCAUCCAGGAAAUGGCCAGUGAACUUGGCUGCAUGAAAAUUAGGAACUUAAUUGGAAAACUUACUACAUAGUCCAAAGGUGGGCAACCAACUAGGAAAAAUAUUUGCAACAAAACAGAGACAUAGCUCACUUAUAUUGCACGCAAAGAGUCUGUACUUCUUAAUUAAAAAGAGAAAACCCUAUAGGAAAGUGGGAAAGGGCUGAACAGGCAACUGUCACAAAGAAAUGCAGCUCCACCCAGCAGUCACAAGACUGCAAUCAAAUGCCAUCUGCUGCCCUCACACUGCAAAGGCUCAAGGGUCAGCAGUUACUUCUUGCACACCUCCUACAUGUCAGACAUCAUGACUAGGACACAGGUUAUCAUACAGAUGAGAACCUCAGCUUCUGGGAGCUUACUUGUGCUGUGUGGGGUGACAAUGAACACAAAAAGAAAUGGUUCGCUAGUGACGGAGGGGCUGCAUUUCACUGAGGCUGUGGGAUCCCUGCGUGGGGAAGCACCAUCUGAGAAGGGCAUUUGUGUGGGGCUCUCAAGGCCCCAGGUGGAAAGGCUUGUACAUGCAAAGGCCCUGUGGUGGGGCUGAGCAGAUUCUUUGGAGAGACCCGUGAAAGCGACAGGAGAGCUCAGGGACUCAUCAAACCCAGAGCUAUAACUGUGAGUCUCUGGUGCAGCUUCUGGCAGUUUUAAGCAGGACUCAGACAGUCUCCUAAAGAACCACUUUGACUGCUUGAGUGCAGGAGGAGAGACCAAAGGGAAGUGAUCUACAUGAGGUCACUUCACAGAGGGCAUUUGGCAGAAUAUGCUACUGUUUCCGAUCCACACAUACACUGUGACCUGAAGUUCCACUCACCUGUUUAAUCCUAAAAUGUUUUUGACAGUCCUCACAAUUGCAGAGCAGGGGUGUUUAUUGCAGCAUCUCUCAUAAUGGCUGAAACAAGAAACCUCCCAACCUCUCAGGGGAGAAGUCAAAUUUCUGUAUGAGUGACAGUCUGAUGCGCUGCAGCCUGAUGAGAAAGAGGCAGUGCUGAAUGUGCUGCUCUGAAACGCUCUCUGUGGUAUAGUAUGCGUAUUUUGUCUUUAAAAAGAACCUUGCUGUGCAGUGUGUAUUUAGUUACCAUUCGCAUAAAAAAUAUCCCAGAGCUACGCCUAUGCACGUGAAAACUAUCCCAGAGGAUGCUGAGAACCUUGUAGACUUACAGUGCCUCUGGGGAAGAGAAUUAAGGUCUGGCAUGGAGGGAAAGGCCCUUUAUUUUUACUUUAUACCUUUUUCCCUGCACUCUGAAUUGCAUGCACACCUUUUUAUGGUGGUGAUCCAAGCUGAAAGGGACUUCUCCCCUGGACCCAGGAAGGAAGCGCCUCACCCUGAGUCCGUCGGAACCUGUGGGGGGUGUCAGGUCCAUCCCAGGCAAGGCCAGCCCCGCAGCAACCCUGUCCUGUCCGCCUCGCCUCCAAGGUCAGGCUGACCUGUAACCACCCUAGCUGUCUUUGAGAUGCAGGAACAGCCCCAGGCAAGGUGGAUGUGCACAGGACCGGACGGGUGUGAGGGGCUAGGGUCAGCCAGCCAAGAUCAGUGAGUUCUGACCCUGGUGUCCCCUCGUCCUGCCAUCAGGAGAGCACGCAGCCCAGGAACAGGGUCAAUGCCUUCCCUGCCUAGCAGACAACACUCAGGCCUCCCAUCCACUGUGCUGCAUGCCAGAAAGCAGCAACCUGUUGGAUGCACUGCUUGCUGGCUGGGCUGGCACCACCUUCCCUGACUACAGAUGCUGGAACCUGCAGGAUUUUGGCAAUGACCCUACCUGGAGGCGUAGCAGACCCUACUUCUCUGUCCUCCAGGGCCAGAGUGCAUGCUGCUAUGCAGGUCAUUCCUCACGCAGGAAGCAUUUGGGCAGCCUCAGAGGCAAUGUCAUGAAACAGACUCCCCCAAGGCUCAGGAAAACCUGCAAGCAUGAACUCCCAGAUGUGAGCGUGCUGCAGCCCUGGAAGGAGCACAUCUUCCAGCAUGCCAGGGCCUGGGCCUGACACUCCCUGCACCUCUAAACGCCUAAUGAUAGUUCCCAUCCAAAGCCAAGUCAAGCCAAAUCUAGGGGGACGUGGGGGAGUGCAUUAGCGAUAGUAGCACUUUGACAAGCACUGUGGCAGAAUUUGUAGCUGCACCACUUCUGCUCAAUGGCAGACCUUGACUGUUCUGGCACUUAGUUUCCCAGGCACCUUUGCAGGCAGAACUGGCCCUGGGCUGAGCUCCAUCCAGGGCAAUGUGGACAUGAUGGUGAGGGGCUGAAUCGAGAAGAGCCCUUUCGGCCCCACCGGUGCCUCCCUGUACCUUGUAAGAACAACAAGACGGGGCUCCUCCUUGGGGUGCUGGGAGGCCCCUGGGAUGGUGAUGGGAGGCAGCUCUCUGCCCCAGCCCUGGCUGCAGACCAACGGCUUCUCAUGACAUCAUGAGAUUUUAAAAAAACACUUCCUCGUUAUGCCUGCAUCUUUCAGUUCCCAAUGGCUACAGGCAAAUCCAAUUCCUCAGUGUUCAGAUACAUUUUCCAUUGGCCCUCCCGGAAGACUGCAAGUUCGCAGGUAGGCCGGCGCUCACACACACCUGUGCGUGUUCAGGCAGGGCUACGCAGUGUGGCUGCACAGGCCCCAGCACUGACUUCUGCAGUCACGAGAGCAGGGUGUGAUCUGUGAGCGUUCCCCGGGGCAGUAAGCAGUCAUUUUGUACCAAAACACGGCUGCAAAGGGGCCUGGGACUCAGCCUCAGCCCCCAAAGGCCCAAAUUUAGGGUUUGAUGGCUUUGAUGUGGAGUUGAAGCCUCACCUUUCGUAAGUUGCCCGCCUCUGUGGCCCUGGUUUCUUCUCAGUGAAACAGCCAUGACUGUUCCUCCAUCAGGAUGGGCUGGGGACCAGGGGAGACCAUGUGCUACUGCCCUGGCCCAGCUCCCCACCAGCCCAAGACCUUCUGUGAAAUCUUCCCUGAGAAGCAGGCCUGGUUCUGUGGCUGUGAAAUAGCCCGCCUGUCAGAAUAAAUUUGUGCUUUCUGAAAUAUUGGCCAAACUUUUACUAACACCUUUGUUUGAUGAUUGAGUUAAGGUGCACACACAAAAAUAGACUGAUUCAUGUAUAAGAUGAUAGCAAUAUUUAGGAGCCUCAUUUUGGGGAACAUGUUUGGAAAAAUGAAAUAAGAAUAAAAUAAGAUAAAUUUCCGCCUGGCCGCUGGCAGGCUGUCACCAAGGCUCAUCAGGCUGCAUUUCGUAGUCCACAGCGGUCGGUUAGUGGGUAGGGAGAGGCCCUGUGACUAGGGAUGGCAAGCCAGUGCUGAGAAGGGACAUCUGUCACCUGCACUGUUUAUGCGAGCUUCCCACGUGCCCCAUUCCACUGCCCUGAAAUCCAAAGCAUGAGCUGAGGAGCUCUCAAUCUGCCUUCGUUCUAAGGAAAUGCAGCUUCAUCCUGCAGCUCUCAGACGACCCACAUGGAUGCAAAGGGUAAAGCUGGGAACUGGGAACCGGGACCUGGGGGCUCUGUUAACACAGCUCACUCAGCCUGUCCUGAUGGGUUUGUGGCUCUGAUGCCCCCAGCCUUCCGUACCAGCACCACUGGCUCCGGCUCCCCGAGACAGGCAGCACCUGAAGGGAAGGGGCAGAGAGGUGAAGUCUCCACUGGCAGAGAAGUUCCACCGUAAAAGAAAGGUGUGGGCAGGUGGAAACAUCACAGGAGCUUCAAGAAGACCAGACCCAGGCGGGGAGGGACUCGGACCUCUGGGAUGGACUCUUGUUGUCAAGCGCACAGCUUAUUUAAAAAGGAAGUAGAUGCCUAUGGUCAUCAAAGAUAUUUUCUAGCUCCAUCAUUAAGAGUGACCUAAAGAGUAGCACUUUCGUACAUCACCAAAACUUGUACACUCUUCUAGGUCUGGAACCUGCGACUGUGGAGCAAGACCACACACACACACGUAGCACAGCAUACACAGAGGUACAGAGACCCACUGCACACACAAGGCAUGCAUAUAUACACAUAUGCACAUAUACAGAUACAUUCAGCACAUGUAUGCACUACACACAUAUACACAUCGCACAAAUACAUAUGCACACACCAUACCAUACCCACACACCUGUACUAUACAUGCGUAUGUACACACAAAAAAUUUACAACGGGCCUGGAACAGCCCAGAUAUUCAAAGGCUUUUAGGGCAGUAGUCAAAAGCCAAAGGAGUUGUCUGAAAAGGAGCUCACUCUGGCCCAGCUGUGACGACUGUUAACUCAUUAUUGAAAUAACACAAUGCAAUGAUAUCCAAUGAAAGGCAGUGGCGCACAAAAGACAAGUUAUUACAAAGCACAUAAAUGAUAGUUGUAAUGUAUAAGGAAGUUAGAUCUCUCAGCACAAGUGUGCUCUGCGAUGGCUCUGAAGGCUAGAGGCGUGUGCCUAUAAACAAGUGGUGUCUCCUUCCAGCCCAUGUGUAAGGUUACCUUGUAAAACAUGGCUCCUGUGUGGGUAAGAAGAAAAAGUGAACCUGAGGAACAUGCUCUUGGAAGGAGCAGGUCUCGCUGCUCAGUGGCCACCCUGACCACUAGCUAGAAAGGGGGUGGCCAGCAGUGAUGGCCGGAGGAUGCAGAGAGCCGGCUGUCCCCAGACAGUCCUGAGAAUGAGAUCCCCACCCCCUCUCAGCACACGCCUGAGGAAGGAACCUGGACUUGGCCUAUUCAGAUGCUAGCAAGAUGUGUUUUCCAUGAAGCUAGCGAAGCAGAUCAAUGUAUCUUUGAGACGUUUUACCCGGGGGAUAUCAGCCUGCAAACACACAAAGGUUUGGGAAAUGCCAGAGUUUCUGGCAGUCCACAGCUGAGACCACUGAGCUCUUUGUGAGGAAAAGACACUCAGGCUGAUGCCUGGGCUCGGGUUCCAGCCCCUGCCCAGAGAGAACUGUGUCCGCAUCCUUAUCCAGCCACACUGAGGCCUGGCCUCUCCUCCUGGGCUCGGCAGAGGUUACUGCAGGCCUAGGAAGGCUUGGACACCCUGGGAAGAGCUAUGAACACCAGUGAGAAGUUGGUAUGGGGUAAGGAGGAAAGAAGGAACUUACGACCUCAGCAUGGGUAGCUUUAGAGCACAGUGGUCUCUCCGCAUCUGUGGGGCCUGAAACUCUGUGGGGCCUAAAACUCUGAGGGAUAAACAUUUCAUCUUGGAAUAAAAACAAACAGGUGUCUGUACCAAACAUACAUCGGCUCUUGGCAUUCUUCCCUAAAUGAUGCUGUAUUCCAGCUAUGUACGUAGCAUUUGCUUUGUAUGGGGUAUUAUAAGCAAUCUAGAGGUGAUUUAAAGUAUUUGGGAAGACUGUGUAUGUUCUAUGCAAAUACUGCACCAUUUUAUUUCAGGGACUUAGCAUCUGCAGCCUUUGAUGCCCACAGGUGGUCCUAGAACCACUUCUCUGUGGAUACCAAGAGACAAUUGCAUUUGCUGUGUGACCAAUAUAAUAUUUUAGAUGUUUGUCUCUUUCUUAAGGUGUGAAGUUGGCCUGAUAUUUUAGACUUUGAUUUUAAUUAAAUGUUUACAAGUGGGAUUUAGUAAGAAUUUAAAAUCAGUGUUUAAUUGGAGAAAUUAUCAGGACUCGAGUGUUAUGUAUUCAAGUCAGGCACAGUGGCUCAUCAUGCCUGUAACCCCACCUACUGGGGAGACUGAGGCAGGAAGGUCACAAGUUCAAGGUGAGUCUAGGCAAUAGAGCAAGGCCUUGACUCAAAACAAAAAUUAAUAAGUAGAAAGGGCCGAGGAUGUUAGCUCACUGAUAAAGCCCUGCAUAGCCCUGCAUCCAAUCCCCCUUAGCGCCCCAAACCAAAGUGACGUGUUCAAUGUAGAAGCAGCGUGUUAGCAUUUAGACGGGUUAGCUCAUGUUUAGUACAGACAGUCGGGAGGCUCACAGCAUGCAGACAGUGACACGAUCCAGCAGCACCCAGCGGGCAUCCAGGUGUGCUCACAUCUGUCAGUCAGAAGUAGACAGGACGGAGUCGCUUCGGCUUUGCUGGAAUGCCCUCACCUCAGAGCUAGAGGCCGGAAGAUCCAGAGGAUGAGGCGUCCUGUACCACCCUCCCCACAAAGCACAGUCACCUCUCUCCCAGGCUGGACGGCCCCCUCCCCUGCACCCUAGGAGCCCAGAGGUCCCCGAAGAGAUGUGAGUGAUGAAAGACAGACAGACAGGUGCCGUGCCAGGCACGUACCUGUGCGACUCUGCAGAGUGAGGCUACAAGGUGUGGGACGAAUCAGCCACCUCUGAGAGGCUGGGACAGCCCGCCACUACCCCGCCUGGACACCUAGGCCUCUUCUCCCUACCUAGUGACUGGAGAAUGCAGACCCAAUCAGGAGCCCACAGUUGGGCACCGUGGCCCCUGAGGUCUUGAGCCUUUCUGGGGGGAAAGGCAGGGUGCAGGAAAGCUGUUUCUGACAUCAUUGCUCAGAUGUCCUCUCUUACCUACAGGAAGUAGUGAAGUCACAUUCUGAAGAACAAGGGGUCGGGAGUUUAGGAUAUGCAUUUUCAAGGGUCACAGUUCAGUCCAAAAUACCCUCCUCAUUCCAAAGGCGCUAUGGUGGCACCUAUGCAAUAUAACAACCAGCCGUUUAAAGAAAAGAAAAUGCGCUUACAAUAUAGUAAGUGAAGCAGGGAAGCCUUGGGAUUCAUGUUAAUAAGAAAUUGUUCAGAAUAUUUUUUAUUUAUCAACGUAUAGAUAUAGAUGAAAAGGCAAGAAAGACAUAGACCAGACUGUUACUAAUGGUAAUUUCUGACGUGAGAUUAGUGCUCAUUUUUAUUCUUUUUCUUCUGGCUUGUCCCAAUUAUUUAUUUUGUAAAAAGAAAAAAAAUCAGCUGUAAAAAUAUUCACUUUUCAUAACUAUAGAGUUACUACUGGACCAACGAGUGCACAAUCUUGCUGCGAUUAGUCCGCUUUGGGACUCUGAGCAUUCUAGCAGACAAAAGAGUACUUUUGUUGGAGAUCCAGCUUCCAGAAUCCAGAAAUAAUCCACUAUUCAAGUGAUAGCCAGUCAUCUUGUUCCUGUAAGGCUGAACAGGAAUCUUAUUUCUCCCAGGAGAGGCUGUAUGAGGCACAUUCUGCGGUGCAGAGGAUGAAACCCUCAUGGUGAGACACAGAAGCCAUUUCCUGGAGCCAACACUUCUGCCUUGGGUGGGGGCUGCUGCUGGCCCAUCCAAUCCCAGCCCUCGUGAAUGUUGACCCUUGAAUGCCAGUGGCAUAGGUGCCAGGCCUCAGGAGAGUCUGGUCAGACCCAGGGGCACUGGGAUACCUGGAAGGGGAUUUGCACACCCUCCAAACCCACCUCCUGGGUCCAAGUUUCCGAAUGAGAGAGAGGGCAGCUGCCACAGACACCACACCUCCCACAAGCAUGGAUGGCAUGCACCGGGCAGUGCCCACCCAGCAUAGACCCCACAGAGCUGGCAGCGGCUUCUGUCAGCCUCCAGGGCCAGGCUUCCAGCUGCGCGCUGCAUAUUGGAGGACUUUCAGAUCGCCGCCAUCCAGACCCCACUUCCCUGCCUGCCAUUUACAAGGACUAAGGCCCAGGGCCCAGACUCACAUGACCACCUCUCCCUCUCUUGUGGGUGGCCUCCUUCUCCGUGGAGCUCUCUCAGGAGGUGCUUGGUAAAUGCUGGUGGCCCAGUGUGUUCUGCUAUUUCCACUGCCUGGAUUUAUGGCUGUCAUCCAGCUCCCUCUGGACACCUGUCCCCACAUGCUCCUCAGAUCCCUACUUCCGCGUCUAGGCUAGCUCAGACCCUUGGCCCAAGGCUCCAUUGGUUCUGGGAUACACUAGCCCUCCAUGGGCUGCUCCCAAGAGCCGUGGUCCCUCAGAGCGCUCGGUGGGACCAGGGCGCUCCCAGCCCAUGCCACCAAUGUUCCAUCAGUGCCCCUCUCUGUGCCCCUCACUGGUGAUGGCCAGGUUCUUUCUUCAGCUAGAUCAAUGCAUGCCCACGGUGGCCAAGGCCUGGGGCCUCAUGGCCACUCUCCUCUAGGGGAGUCGCCAUAUUCUCCACCCCAGUGGCCACGGCCCACCACUUGGUAGCUCCCUGGCCUGCAUUAAUCAGCUUCCCAUCACUAGAAAUGAAAUGCCUGAGAUAACUACCCUACAAGACAAAAGGCUGACUUAGCUCACUGUUCCAGGGGUUGCAGCCCCAGACUGGGGAGAGGGUGGGGGUGCCCGAUGACAGUGGUGGUGAGCACACAGUGGGGCAGAAAUUCACCUCAGACCCAGGAAGCAAAGAAAAAGACUGGAAGUACCAGGGUCCCUAAGGCCCCUCAAGGGCACAUCUCCUGUGACCCAAGCACUUCCCACCAGCUCCACCUCCCAGCAGCCCCACCUUAACACAGGGACCUUGAGAGACACCAAAGCACAGCAGGGCCUUGGCGUCCUGGCCUACACGUGGGAGGCUUCCAGGGACAGAACUCCAUGUGACUCGGCGCAGUGGGGCACAGCAAGAGCAACAAAUGUGCAGCUCAUCCAGCCCUCAACAUCAGUGAUCCAUUUCCUUGGUUUCAUGAGCCUCGGAUGCAUGUUCCUGGGCUCGCAAGCACCACAUUACCUGGCUCCACUCAGCUCUUCACCACAUUCCUAAGGAAACCAAAGCCCAAAGCCAGCAAGAAGGUCUGGCGUUUCUCAGCUGGGGCCAGCACGAAAUUUGUAUCUUUGAACUCUGGCUGCAGAUGGGAUUUGGGACUCCCAGUGUGUCCCUCCUGGACUCAGGUUCAGCGCCCUCUCUGGCGUCAUCUGGAACUUCACAGUGCUUCUCCUAGUCCUGGCAGGCCGGGUAUGAUUGACUUUCCAGGAGGCACUUUCUGCUAUGUCUGACCCCUGCCUUCCAAGCCCACACCAGUCCCAGAAGAGGACCCUAGACAGCGCUGCAUGUGGCCCUGGUGUCCACAGCACAGGGCAGAGCCAGCCUCUGCACGUCCUCCUCUGAGAAGUGGUGUGUACCUUGCAGGGUGAAGCGACACCCAUCCCACUGGCCGGAAUGGCCCUCCGCCAAGUGCAGCCAAGGCCUGCUCUGACACCCUUCUGCUUGCACAGCGCAGCCUCCGCCCGGGGGCUGCAGAGGAGACUAGAGGAGGAGACAAGAGGUGGGAUGGUUGGAACCAGAAACCACCCCCACCUCUGCAAGAGCCGCCUCGGGCCCGAACGCCUCAACUCAGAGGUGGCUGGAGAAGUGAAAGCAAAUGGACUCACUGUCUAGAUUUUAUUUAUAAAAAUCAUUUACAUUUGAUCUAAAGUACACUGAGGUGUGUGCUGCCCUCACGGAAAUGUAUCUGCUCCUCAGUGGACCUGGGGAGCGCAUGAAAGACUGGAGCAGCCUUCACAUUGCUGGUGACAUGUGCAGAGUUGUCCCCGUGAAAGGGGAACCAGUAGCAUGCACUUGGCAAACUGCCACCCUCCAUCACAAGAGAGGAGCCCGGGACCCCUGAGCACAGGGAGGGACAGCUGAGCACAGGGGCCUCUGCUUGGCCCUGUCACCCCAAAGCCCAGCGCCCCGUUUAUCCCAAACCUCCCCCUUGGGGUUGCACCAAGGACCAAAGGAUUUGCUGGAACCCAGCCCAAAGGCUGUUCCUCAAUAUGGUGGACGGGCAGGGUUUGGAGACACAGACCCAGGUUCCAAUCUUGCCUCUGCCAUUGCCCACCCAAACCCAGGACAAAUGUCUCGGCCUCUGACACCCCUGUUCCCUGCUUGACAAAGCAGGAAAGUGACAGGGCUGAGCUAGCUAUUGCACACAGUGGGGCACACAGUGAGGACUCGGCAGUAAGGGUGUGGGCACCAGAGACCUCCACUGAGAGGGUCCUGUGGGCGUCACGUCCCUCGGGGGCAGUGUCUCUUGGCUGACCAGGGGAUCACCAGCUGCCACCCUGGUGCAGGAAGGAGGCCCCUGAGCCUUUCCCGUCAGCACUUCCUGGGAACAUCCACAGACUGCAGCCGAAGACCCGUGUCACUCACACUCAUGCGCACACUCUCUCACCCUGGCAGCCUUUGCGUAUCCAGAGCAAGCAUUGUCUCCGCCUCCUGUCCACUGCUCAAGUCAUGGAGGACACCCAGAGUCAGCGCUUGGCCAUGACCAUUCCCGUCCUCAGCCACUGCCCAAGGCUGUCCCUGCCACCCGUACUCAGGCAGCAAGCCCCUUCAGAGAGACUCCCACCCUGGCCAGACAAAACCGCGCCACCGCCUCCUCCCCCUCCCCGGAAGGAGCUGCAUGAAGGUCAGGCCCGGACUGUGAGGACUUUCGGGGAGACAGGAGGGUUGAUUCAGAGUGGCGCCUGGGGGCUGGGUGCAGAGACUUCCGUGGGGUCUCCGCGCAGGUGACACGUUUUGCUCCCCAGAGCCUGUGAUGGCAGGACCCUGCCUCUCCAACUGCCAUGGAAGAGCUCAGCCAACCAUGGUAACCAGCAGCUGGGGGCCUGGCCAAGAAGAGCCGCUGUUUGCCAAAAUAUAAGAACUCCUGUCCCUUCGCCGGCGCCCCAGGAAGAGGGAAGUCUUUCAGCUUCUGCACCCCUUACCAACAUUCCACUCUCGGGUGCAGUUCUCACCGUCGCCGCCAGGGGGCGCCCCGUGCAGAGCAGCGCUGUCCUGAGUUCCCACCAGCCCUGGGCUGGGCUGGCAGAGAAAUGGAUGCCCCUGGGCUCCUGGGCCUUCUGAGAAGAGUUUGUGGGCGUGAUGAGCUUACUUUACCAAGUGUUCCCGAGUAUGACCCCACCUGGGAGAGAAGGAACCCUUGUGGCCGCGUGUGGACAUGAGCAAACACCAACCCCCGCGGCAGCACAGCCGCGGCCGGAGGCCCACAGGAGCCCUGUGUGCCUGGGGGCGGGAAAGGGGCUCUUCUGGAAACUUUCUCAUGGACGGCUUGCAUUCCUUGUGCAAGAAAGUUGUAAAACUGUAAUUUGGCUUCUCUGCACUUCUAUCACAAGCUUGUUAAAUCUGCUCUCUGUGACAAGCACGUGAUGUGUGCGCAUGUGUGUGCUUUCCAGUGUGCACGUCGUAUGCUGUGCACACACACGAUUCAGUCCCUCUCACAUGCAGCCUAAUGGCCAGGCACAUGGCCAGGCAGGGCCCUGGGUCCACUCUGGGGGCCUUGGGUGACCUGAGUGUCAUGACACAAAGGAACAGAGGAGAUAAUGGAGGAGGAGUCAGGAAGCUGGAGGAAAAAAAUAAUUGUUCCUGUAACAGCCUCUGGACAAAAAUAGCUUCUAGAACUACAAAGACCCCGGAUGUUCACAGCUGGGACCUACCAAUCCUUGCCCUGACCUCAGUACUCCUCAGAACUCCGCUACCAUCACAGAAAUUAUUCUGCAAAGCAGAGCCUGUCCCUUACACAGCCAGGGCAAGGGAUGGAAAAAGGUGCAGUCCCAAGGCCCCUCACCCUCAGCUACAGAGGGAGGCUGUCGGCAGGAAGCUCUGGGUCUCUGGGGGACCCUCCAGCCCCCACCCUGGUUGGCUCCAGGGUGAGGCUCUGCUGGGCAGCCCUCCUUCCAGCACCACAAAUCGAGAGCCAAGAAACACAAGACCCAAAGCCACAGGAGCAGCCACAGAUUUUGAGGGAGGCUGGCCAGGCCCAGGCAGGCCAGGAUAAUUCACUAAAUCCAGUGGCCCUUGGGCUCCUGUUAACCCUGAACUUGCCCAGCUGUGAGGAAAGAGAAAGAGGUCCCCCCAUGCUCUGGGGCCCAGCUCCCUCCUGGGCCUGUGAGGAACUGCCCAGCAGCUGUUACGCCUGUCUGUGCAGCUGGAUUGUGGGUGGGCUGAGCAGAAAGGCAAGCCAGGGGGACUGUGUCAGAUGACCACAGCAGAUCUCACAUCCCUCAUCUGUCCCAUUCAGAGGUGGCAUCUUUGUCCUUCCCUCCUUGAAUCAUGAGGGUCUAUGACUUUUUCUAAACAAUAGAACGGGGUAGAGAUGAAGCGGCCUGACUUCCAAAACUCAGUCAAAAAAGGUAGUGAGUGUGGGCACUCACUUCUGAAGCCCUGAGCCACCAGAUGAGGCCGCCAUGCUGUGAGGGAGCCCAAGCUGCACAAAGGUCAUCACUGGAGAAGACACCUUCAGAUGGUUCUAGACGUUUCAUCCUCCUCAACCAUGGAAUCUUUGAAGUUGAGGCCUCAGACAUUACAGGGUAAAGACAAAUGUCCCUGCUGUGCUCUCUCCAAAUUCCAGACCCACAGGACCAUAUUGUGGGAAGACACUGUCAUAUACUACUAAGUUUUGGGAUGGUUUAUUACCACACAGCAGUGACUGGAACAAGUGGCCAAGAAAGAGGGUCAGAAAGCUGCAGCAAUCAACCUUCUUACUCCAAAUGCUGUUGGGACCCAAGAGGCCAAGGGUGAUUGGAGAGCCGACCCUUCCUCGGCAGAUUAAUGACCCUUCCUCAGGGACCUGAGUGCUGUCUCUCAGGGCACAGCUUCACCAUGAGCUGCCAUGGCUCCAGGCCCAGGGAACCAGUCAGCAGCCCUUCAGGCCUGAGAAAGAGGCUGGUGACCAAGGACUGGCCGCUCACGCUGGCUCAAUGUUUCUGGGCCAGAUGGUUGAAUGAGGGCUCAAGAGUCAUGGGCUACGAUAGCAACCAAUGCCUCCAGAGUGCCAAAAGCAAACUACUGCGGCUGUGGGGUGGCAAACUUGGACAGGAAACACACCUUGUAUUUGCCAUUUGUUUCUGGCCCAGACUGCUGCUGGGAUCCUUCUGUCAUUGGCCACUGUGAACCCUCAGGAGCAGAAAGGACAGAAGUUUGUAGGAAAGGAGAAAGGACGGCAAGCAGGUGGCUGUGGCUAUUAGGUGGGUUUGCCAGGGGGCUGGGAGCCUGACCAAAGCUCCCAGCUCCAGGGCCCAACUGACCAACAGCAGCCGGGGCCACAGGAAGUCAGCAGCUGCCUUUGCUGGCCACCAGACUGUCUGCAGGCAGGAGCCCCGAGAAGCUGCCACACAGAUGCUGUUAUUCUCCCUGCUGAGAGGCCAGCCGGGACUCGAGCGGGAGAGAGCUCCGAGGUGCGGGUUUGGCCUCACAGGAUGUGGAGCCGGAAACACCCUUGACCUUCUCCCAUCCCCGCAAUGCACCUGGGAAACAAAGGCCCAGCGAAGCUGCCCCCCCAAAAUGUGUUGUUGCCGGAGCAACCUGGCCACAGUGCUGACCAGCCUGGGAAAAAGUUGUUGUUCACUGUGGGGGGUGGGUGUUUGUUUUCUUUUGAUUUUCUUU